This is a messenger RNA of Diabrotica balteata, 951 nucleotides long. The record is from the annotation of a GenBank genome assembly. NCBI's taxonomy places the organism in Eukaryota, Metazoa, Arthropoda, Insecta, Coleoptera, Chrysomelidae.
CUUAUACCAAAUUUCUAUAUUAUUAAAAAAUGCCGCCAAAUCCUAAAAAAAGUCUCUUCUACUACUGCUUUCCGUGCAUCAAAAGACCCAAACAAACCAGCGAAGAAGUUUUAAUAAAAACGUUUGGGCACGAAUUCACCGAGUACGAAUACGUUAUCGAGAAUUUGGCGAUACGAAGAGCUCCCAAAGUUAUACUGGACCAAUAUCAGCCGGCUCCAAAAAUUAAGAACAACCCUCAAACGAAAAAACCGAAAGUCAAAGAUUUUGCAGCUGUUGUGGCAAAACCAACCACAGAAUGUGAUAUAGUUGGACCAAUUGUUAAAAUGGAUAAAUCCGGUGAUUCUUUUGACUGCUGUCCACGUGGUGGCGUUAAGUGUUCGGAGAAAGUCAAAGAAGAUGUCUUAAAAAAGAUAUUAAUACCGCCUAGUCAUGUGUAUAGGGUGGAACAUCCUACUCCACGACAUCAGAAGGUAGCAGCCGAUAUCCACAAAAACAGUGACGGCGCCGUUUUGGCAAACAGAAGAUUAACAAUCCCGCAUGAGAUUCGAGAAACAAUCGAUGCGUUAAAGAUAGCUAGACCUCUACAAUCUUCGCCACGAAGAAAUCGAAGACAUUUGGUAAGAAGUGUGUCAGAUACGAGCUGUGAUAAGGAAACGUGUUGCAACUUUUUAGGUGCUGACCUUGCAAAGUUUGACAAUAAAGAUAACAGAUCGUCUUUGGUAGAUGUCUUCUCAAAGCCAACUAAACUGAAAAAUGUUUCUAAAUUUCCACAGCAUCGAAAGUUAUCACCGGAAGUGAAUAUGAUGGAACUUACUCUUUAUUUUAUUUACUUUUUCGUGUUGAUAUGUUAUGAUUUGGUAUUUUCCACCACGUACUAAAAACAGAACUAAUAUGGCUUAAUGUGGAUUCGAUAUGUUUUAGAUUUAAAUAUGAUGGGCGAACAACUGCCAA